AUUAUUGCACAGGCUGUUUAAUCUAUUUAUUUUUUUGUAAAAUGGAGCUGGCCCUGUGGUUUUAGCAUUCGUGUGAAGUGGAGCGACCAAGGGAGCGUCAUCCGCCCGCCCCACCAAGCACUACAAUCAAUGAACGCUAGAGUGCAGGCAGCCUAUCAGCUGAGAGUGCCAUCGAUGCCCUGUGGAGCGUUUCUCUAACGUGCAUCGCGCUCAGUCAACUCGACUCACUUCAACCCUUCUGCUGCGCCGCCUUUCUAGAAGCGCUCCCAUCCUGUCAGGGAAAGCUUCCCAAGGCUUCUCCAGAUCAGAUCGCUCUCUCCGCUCAGCCUCGCCAGCCAGCCUGCCAGACGACCGCCAGCCAGACGUUCGAGACACGAAGCCCUUCCUUCUGCCACCAGGACAGACAGCUGUGUCCUCCAAGCCCUAGAUGCCACUCAGCAAGGUUUGAGCCCCAAUCUUACAUCCCGUUUAGUUUCUGCAUGAUCCAAGCCUUUUGCCGCUGCUCUUUCAGAGAAUCAUCUCACUUUACCUCUCACUGAACCCAGGAUAUCUUCUUCUCCUCAGGACAUCAGCUAAGUGUGCUCUGUGGCUGAGAGACUAGCGCUCCUGUCCUGUCCUGUCCUGUCCUGUCCCUCUGCAGACAUUUGGACUCAGACCAGAGACCCUCUUCUUCUUCUUCGAGUUCCAGAACUCGGCCCGGCCCAAGGUUCUGAAGUCAAGGGUCCCGCUGAAAGAACAUCUUCUCUUUUGAUUGACACCUCAUCUCAGUUCCCAGCAUGCCUCACUCCUUCCAGCAGAAGCAAGCCCAGCAGAUGCUCCUCCUGUGCCAGGGAGUGAACCGGAGGAGAGACGAGGCAGCAGGACAGUCCAUGAUGUGGAGCCACCACAAACACAGCUACCCAGAGCUCGACAAAAUGGCUUGCACAGCAGACAGCUGCAUCCAGUUCACGCGUCACGCCAGCGACGUGCUGCUGAACCUCAACCGGCUGCGUAGCCGGGACAUUCUCACGGACGUGGCCAUCCUGGUCAACAGACAGCAGUUCCGCGCUCACAAGACUGUCCUCAUGGCCUGCAGUGGGUUGUUCUACACUAUAUUUACCGACUCCCUGAAGUGUAACCUGAAUGCCAUCAGCCUGGACCCCAAGGUAGACCCGGAGGGGUUCGCCAUCCUACUGGAGUUCAUGUACACCUCUAGACUGACGCUGAAGGAGAGUCUGAUCAUGGCGAUCAUGAACACAGCCAUCUACCUACAGAUGGACCACGUUGUAGACACCUGCCACAGAUUCAUCAAAUCCAGCGACCCUGGCCAGGCCAACAAGCUGCCAAGAGAUGAGUUCUUGGUCAGCCCCUUGCUUUUACCUCAGGACGUCCAUGCAUACCGGCACCACGAUGUGGUCGACAACCUGCCCGGUCGGGUCGGCCCCUUCAGAGACGGGAGGCCCUACGGCUCCAGCAUGUUCAACGGGGUCAACUCCCCCAGCAACUACCACCUCUAUGGCCAGUUCCCCGUCCAGGGGUUCCCUUUCCCUCUCUGCAAGCUGACAGACGCCAAAAACGCGUUCGCUGACUUCUCUAAAGGCGGGAUCCACCACAAGCACUGUUCCCCCCCGGACACGAGCAGCGCCAUGAAGGUCGAGUACAGCAGGGCGGUGAGCGGGGGCUCGGCCAGUAUUCAUCAUACAGCUGCCAGGGAGGCAGUGGCCAGCUACGUGUCCUCCAGGGAGGAGGAGAUCAGGAAGGAGAUCCACGAGGGAGGGGUCAGCCAGGCUGGCGGGGUGGGAGGCUCCAGGAAGAGAGGGUUCGCUGGGGCGGCCCACGAGCAGCAGAAGGUGGUUCUGGGUAAGGAGCACGGUCCUCAGACAACAGAGGAAGACGUGAACCAGCAGCACUACCCUCUGGGGAUCUCCUCAGCCGGACGGAAGGGCCUGAUAUGCAGCCCUCAGAGCCCGCUGAAAUCCGACUGCCAGCCCAACUCCCCCACCGAGUCCAGCAGCAGUAAGAACGCUGGUCUGUCCCUCUCCCAGGCCGGCCGGUGUGGUGCCCAGCCCCCACAGGGCAGCCAGGACCCCAAGGCACGCAACUGGAAGAAGUACAAGUUCAUCGUGCUCAAUCAGAGCGCCACCAAGGAGGAGGAUGUUGGGCUGCAGGAGCCGCGGCUCCGCUCCCCCCAGCGUCUGGGCCUGCCCCCCUACCCCCACCCCUCCGACUCGGCGCACCUGGACCCGCACGCCAACCCCAAGAUCAGUGAGCACGGAGAGGACCUGCCGGUUCCACAGGCCUCCCGACUCAACAACAUCAACAGAUCUCUGGAUGGAUCACAGAGGAGCGCUGACAGCCACUCCUCUCUCUACAUCGGCCACUUAAAGUGCACCUCCUGUGGCGCUCCUCCCCCGCAGCACUCUGAAGUGUGUCCCAACACCCCGGCCUCCCGUUUAGCGGAGGAGAUGGCAGAGCUGCACUCGGAGUACUCCGACUCCAGCUGUGAAAAUGGUACGUUCUUUUGUAACGAAUGCGACUCCAAGUUUGCGGAAGAUGGAGCCCUGAAGCGCCACAUGCUGCAGGUGCACAGUGAUAAGCCAUACAAGUGUGACCGCUGCCAGGCUGCUUUCCGCUACAAGGGUAACCUCGCCAGCCACAAGACCGUCCACACAGGAGAGAAGCCGUAUCGCUGCAACAUCUGCGGUGCUCAGUUCAACCGACCAGCUAACCUCAAGACCCAUACUCGUAUCCACUCAGGAGAAAAGCCAUACAAAUGUGAGACGUGCGGCGCUCGAUUCGUGCAGGUUGCUCAUCUCCGUGCCCAUGUGUUGAUCCACACCGGGGAGAAGCCAUACCCGUGUGAGAUCUGUGGAACUCGCUUCCGUCACCUGCAGACGCUGAAGAGUCACCUGCGCAUACACACAGGAGAAAAGCCCUAUCAUUGCGAGAAAUGCAACUUGCACUUUCGCCACAAGAGUCAGCUUCGAUUGCACCUUAGACAGAAACACGGAGCGAUUACCAACACCAAGAUCCAGUACCGCAUGUCCACUACAGAGCUGCCAACCGACCUGACCAAGGCAUGCUGAACUGGAUCAGGCAGAUGGAUCAACCGACCUGACCAAGGCAUGCUGAACUGGAUCAGGCAGAUAGAUCAACCGACCUGAUCAAGGCAUGCUGAACUGGAUCAGGCAGAUGGAUCAACCGACCUGACCAAGGCAUGCUGAACUGGAGCAGGCCGAUAGACCAACAGACAGGGAGGGGAGGGGAGGGGGGGGCAAAUCUUAACCAUGGCCAGUAACCAGUACCAUAACCUGUGCCACACUGUGUUGUAUCAGAUGAUGAUCCUGGAAUAUGGCAGUGUAUUGCCAUUUCUAAACGGGUUUCCUCUAACAUGUGAACGUAGAACCACCUAUGGUAUCUUGGUCACUUUUUAUUGUUUUCUAUAUAAAAAAAAACAUAUAGAUAUAAUUGUGUUUGUUUAUACCUUUUUGGAGAUAUAUAAAAAGCUUUUAUUUUGUUGAGGAAAAAAGAAUGUUACAUAAAAAAAAUUCAGUUAAGGAUACAGUAUUUUAUAUCAAAUUACUUUUCUGAAAGUAUUGACAUUUCGAUUCAAGGGUGGGAGUAUAUUUUAAGGUAAAUGGUAUUUCUGGCUGUAUAGAGAUCGAAUUUUCUAUACUUUUUCUAUUUAGAUGUUACACAAUGUAGACUUGCCCCCUUUUUCAUGUGAAAGGAAAACUUGUCUAAACAUUUUUUAAAUAAUUUUUUUCUGAACUUCAAGAAAUGACCGCUGCUCUAAGAAGUGGACAAAAUGAUGCAUGAUGAGGUGUACGUACGUUACUACUGUCGCCAAUAGUUAACAAUCAAUGAAGCGGGCGACUGCAUACGUAAAUAUUGUGACUUACUGUGUAAUUAAUUAGCUAUAUCCACUGGGUUGCCCUCUGCUGGCAGAGCCAAUCUAGAACUAAAUGUUAAAAUAUGCAUUUCAAGGUACUGCUUUGGUAUGACCAAGAAGAUAUUUUGCUUCAAAAUGUAUUUGUAUAGAUGUGAUGUUUUUCGUUACGUGAAGGUUUCCAGUUGUCAUUGUACUAGAAGCUAAAAGGUGUAUAAGUGUCCAGAUGUUUGUACUGUGUACUAAAGGUGCCUUUUCUAUGGCGACUGAAUUCCUUUCCAUUCAGCCCAGUUCUGUUUAUUAAAAGGUACAACUCAAGGACAGCACUAGUCCUAGUUUUUCUUGUGUGUGUAUAUAUUUUUUUAAUACUUUUCACCUUACGACAUGCAAAUUCAUCAUUGCUCGAGCUGUAAAUCUUCAGGACUUGUUUUGGGAUUGGGCUUUUUUUUUUUUUUAACUGCAUUCAACUUAUUGUACAAUUCUAGAUGUGUGAAUGUAAAAUUAAAGGUAUUGGAUUUCUAUGUAAUAAUU
Coregonus clupeaformis (lake whitefish) is the source of this 4399-nucleotide messenger RNA. RefSeq names its product B-cell lymphoma 6 protein homolog. NCBI's taxonomy places the organism in Eukaryota, Metazoa, Chordata, Actinopteri, Salmoniformes, Salmonidae. Bases 777 to 3065 code for a protein of 762 amino acids. Gene Ontology annotation, biological process: regulation of transcription by RNA polymerase II. The record is from RefSeq and is a predicted model, not a curated record. The transcript has 10 exons. Gene Ontology annotation, cellular component: nucleus. Gene Ontology annotation, molecular function: RNA polymerase II cis-regulatory region sequence-specific DNA binding; DNA-binding transcription factor activity, RNA polymerase II-specific; protein binding.